AUCUAGCUGGUCCUGGGGACGCGACUGGAGAAUAUCCAAAAUGGCGAUUUCUAGGAAACAACUUUCUUGCUCCAUUUCUCUCUGCCUUUUCUUAGUUUUUUCCAUCCAUGGAGUAGAUGUUGACAUAGAAGAUGGUUUUGCAAUGGACCAAACCAUUCCACAGGCAGCAAGUGGUGAAGACAAACAAGAUUAUGUUGAUGCACCAGAGAGACCUAGUGGUGCUGAAAUGAAGACAGCAGCACAGAUCAACGACCAGGAUCAUUUAAAUGACCCUGGUGGUCAUGAAAAUGUUCAGCAGGAAGACGGCGAUGCAGUCACACUGAGAAAAGAUAACAAUCCUGGUUCUUGUAUGGCGAUUGGAAUGGAGGGAUUUUUAACUGAGGUGUUGGGAAGUUCUAGAAAGUGUGAAGUAGUUAAGAAUGAGAGGAACCUUUUUGAUGAUAGAAGUCAGCAGACAUGCAGGAAACCUAUAGUGUAUGGCAGGUUUGCCGAGCUGAAAGAUGCGUCGGGUAUUCCGACCCAUUCAGAGGAAACCCCAGAAGAAGCAGAUAGUUUAAAAAUUAUAAGAACUUCUUUGGAUGAAAUAACAAAAGCUGCUAUGCGGAGUUUAAGAUUUUUGUAUGACGUUUUACAAGAAUUGCAAGAUUCCAAUGGGAAAAGUUUAGAUAAAAAUUUAACUGCCUCAAAUAAAACUGUAGAAAAAAGUUCGCUCAUUGAAAAAGAAGACGGGGAAAAAAUUACUGAGACUGUGGUUGAUAAUAAUGGUACUGCAGCCAAUAUAAACUUUACAGACUCGACGAAGAAAAAAAUCCAAUGUGUAGGGAAGAAUUUUACUGAAAAUGACACAGCAGAAGUACGUGUAGUUGACAAUGUGAUUUUAAAUGAAAAACUAAACCCAAAGACGGAAACUGGAGGGACUUGUACAAUUGUGAUGUUCUAUGCCCCUUGGUGUGUUUUUUGUGCCAGAACUGCACCGCAUUACAAUGCCUUAGCAAGAGCUUUCCCACAGAUGGAUGUGUUAGCGAUAGAUGCUGUUCAUUUUGGCAGUCUGAAUGUUCGAUAUGGAACAACAGCAGUUCCAAACAUCAUGGUGUUCCAUGGGGGCCGUCCGAUCACCCGUUUCAACAAAACUGAGAGGACGCUUGAACAAUUUGUAGCAUUUGUGUCCAAUGUAACUGGUUUCAAACCGCUACCUGAUGUCAACCUCACUGACGCCGACUUUGAAGGUCCAGUACCAAGCACACCCACAAAUCAUCCCGACUACCUCCUCCUACUGGCCUGGGUAUUCAUCAUCAUCUGUGUCACGUACAUGGUGGUCAAGUCAAACUCGGGGCAGCAACUUUGGCAGAAAGUUCAACACCUUUGGCUCGAACACCAACAUCUUGAUUAGACAAUAGACAUUUCACAAAAGAUUAAAGUCAUAUCCGAUUUUCUGACAUUUGGCUUUUGGAUGAUCUGCGUUGUGUUUUUAAUAUGGGAUACCUGAACCACAUACAGUAGAACCUCUCUACUAAGGACACCCUUGGAACUGACAAGUAUUGUCCUUGAUCAAGAGGUGUCCUGAUUACAGACAGGUCAAAUUGAAUAGAAAAUACCAAUUUGAGACCAAAACUAGUGUCCUUUAUAGAGAUGAUGUCCUUAUUGGAGAAGUGUCCACUUUGACUCCUUGAGAUGUUCUUCUCUAGUCAAAAAAAAAUGCUCCACACCCCAUAAUGCAAUCAGGACACCUCUCAAUUGAGGACAUUUUUCAGUCUUAAAGGUGUCCUCAAAAGAGAGGUUCUAACUGCAGUAAGACAAUCAAUGCUGAUUUUCUUUCAGCCAUCUGUCCAAAAAUCAGGAACCAUUCAGACACAGUUCUGAAAUAACCUAACUCAGCAACGAGUAAAGUUUCAUUUUUUUUGCCGCACCCUACAUACGCAUGCACUUGCAACUGGAUGCAUUCUCAUCCUAAUAGCUCAAUGGGCAAAUUUGAUAUAGGUUAUCAGUAUUAAAAUGUUGUUUGAACAUCAUCACUAUUUUCGGUAAUAUUUGUUCGUGACGUACAAAUUUGGUUCACCAUUUCAAAAUGUUGUAGCAUUAUCAAAGAUGUAUUAGUUUUCUUAUCAUGGAACUGUUUCAACGGAUUUGGUGGGUUAUGGCAAAGCAUGUUUUUAAGGACAGACCAAAAUUAACAUGUUGAAAUCUGUCUUGAAUAUAUCUAUACCAGUGAUGCUAAAGGCUGGUGCAGAUGAGCAAUUCUAAUCAGAUGAAAAAUCAUUCUGGAUGCCGUUUAGGCUUGGCUUUGUGUCGUGACCUUUGUACACAGUAGCAAAAAGUUGUGGCAGGAACAUAUCACUGUAAACCGUCAAAUUUUCACGUCUUUAUUAUAUGAGAUUUUGUGUUUUUUGGUAAUGGGAUACUUCAACGGUCCUCCAUCUCCUGCUCCUGUCGUAGAUUUGCUUGGCAGUUCCGGUCUUAGUCUAAUUUAUUGGCUCUCUUGUUGUGAAAUUUGACUUUGAAUAAUAAAA
This is a messenger RNA of Lineus longissimus, 2507 nucleotides long. RefSeq names its product thioredoxin domain-containing protein 15-like. The record is from RefSeq and is a predicted model, not a curated record. Lineage: Eukaryota; Metazoa; Nemertea; Pilidiophora; Heteronemertea; Lineidae. Gene Ontology annotation, biological process: cilium assembly. Gene Ontology annotation, cellular component: cilium. Bases 41 to 1390 code for a protein of 449 amino acids. The transcript has 4 exons.